GGCCCGGCGGCGCGCGGUGCCGCUCCGCAUAAAUAGGGGGCGAGGCCGGGCCUCCCCAGUCGGCGGCGGAGGCGGCGGCGCGGGACUCCCGGCUCCUGGGCAGCGGCUUCCCCCUCCCGGGCUAUCUGAGAUUUAGAAUCUUCAAAAUGGCAUUAGCAGCAAUUGAUCCACAGCAGAAUGUUUUAUCAAGGGUUGUGAACCUUCCUUUGGUGAGCUCCACCUAUGAUAUGGUGUCUACAGCUUAUAUCACCACAAAGGAUAACCAUCCAUACUUGAAGUCAGUAUGUGAGCUAGCAGAGAAAGGAGUGAAGACAAUUACUUCAGUAGCCAUGAUGAGUGCUAUGCCUAUCAUCCAGAAGCUGGAACCACAAAUUGUAGUUGCCAACAACUAUGCAUGUAUUGGUCUAGAUAAAAUUGAAGAGAGACUACCUAUACUGAAUCAACCCACUGACAAGGUUGUUGCCAAUGCUAAGGAUGUAGUUGUUGGAGCCCGGGAAGCUGUAACAACCACUGUGACUGGUGCCAAGGAAACUGUUGCCCACAAAAUCACUGGAGUUGUGGGCAAGACUAAAGAAGCAAUGCAAGACAGUGUAGAAGUGACAAAGUCAGUUGUCAAUGGCAGCGUUAACACUGUCCUGGCAAGUCGUGUUGUGCAAAUGGUUAGCAGUGGAGUGGAUAGUGCACUCACUAAAUCGGAGACUCUUGUGGACCAAUAUCUCCCACUUACAGAAGAGGAGCUAGAGCAAGAAGCUGCAAAAGUUGAAGGAUUUGAAGUUGGAGUUCAAAAGCCAAGUUACUAUGUUAGACUAGGAUCACUGUCUUCAAAGGUCCGUGCACGUGCCUACCAACAAGCCUUAAACAAAGUUAGAGAUGCUAAGUACAAAAGCCAGGAGACAAUCUCUCAGCUCAACCACACUGUUAAUCUGAUCGAGUAUGCCAGAAAGAACAUGAAUAGUGCCAAUCAGAAACUUCUUGAUGCUCAGGAAAAGCUGUAUCAGUCCUGGGUAGAAUGGAAGGAAAAUACAGGCCAAAAUGAUGGUGAUGAAUCGCAUAGUGCUGAGCACAUAGAGUCAAGAACUCUAGCUAUUGCACGAAGCCUCACUCAGCAGCUUCAGACCACCUGCCUCACAUUGGUCUCAAGCAUACAGGGGCUUCCACAGAAUGUGCAGGACCAGGUUUACAGUGUUGGGUCUAUGGCAAGUGAUGUAUACCAGAGCUUUCGGUCAGCAUCUUCCUUCCAAGAACUGUCAGACAGCUUCUUUACCACUAGCAAAGGACAACUGAAGAAAAUGAAGGAGUCUCUGGAUGAUGUGAUGGAUUAUCUUGUUAACAACACACCACUUAACUGGCUGGUACCAGAUUUCACUAUUACAGACUUGUCUUCAGAGUCAGAUGAUAUCCCAGACAUUUUGGAUUUGGAUGAAGAAGAUCAACAAGACUUUUCACGCACAAAUGGCCCUUUCACUGCAGGGCAAAGAGCUGAAUAAAGAAAAGGCAUAAAAAUGUCUUUCUGAUCCAGUGUAUUUUCACAAUGUUUAACUUAUAUAAAGAUGAAUCUACCUAGCUUUGAGUUUUUGUUUUCCAGGUUUUGUGUGUGUGUGUGUGUGUGUGUGUUUGGGUUGGGGUUUUUUUGUUUGUUUGUUUUUGAAGCAGUACUGUUUCACUUAGUGUCAUCAAAAUUCUGAUUUUUUCCCCUAAGAAAUGCAUGCUAGCUUAAUUCAAUAGUAUGGGUGUCAAACUCACAUCCUGGAAGCCAGAUACAGCCUAAUCAGUGUAUCCCUCUGACCUAAUCUUUGCUAAUGAUUUCUAUCGAUACUUGUUCCCCUGUCGGCAAUAGCCAAAAAAACAUGCCAGUUCUCUGCACAAAGGGCUGCCAACAAAGGCAUUGACUAGUAUUUGCUGGCAAAUUUUCCCCUUUCGGCCUAUGUGAAAAUUGUUUCUGCAUCUACCUCUGCAGCUGGAAGGGGUAACAGACUUUGGCUGGCUCAGAUUCUCUCUCAUGGUUCUUGCUGGGCUCUGAAUCUGGCAAGAGUGCUUUACACGUGAAAGGACUCUGUUUCUUUCUACACACCUCCUGUGUGCAAGAAUUUGGGCCAUCUUGAUGCUAUCAGUUGUGGGGCUUGAAACCAGAAAUGAUUUAAGUCUUGCAAGAAUAAGGAAGACACUGGAAAGAACAAUGAAAGAGAAGGAUGGAUACAAACAGAUAAGGGACAAAAGCACAUUCAAAGAAAGAAUAAUAGAGAAACAAAUUGAAGGCAGUUAUUCUGGUGACAGUGAACAGCUUUGAACAUAUCUGAAAUAUCUGCUAAGAUAUGGUGAAUCUGUAUUUGUUUGCACAUAGUGUGAUUUCAUUAGGAGAUUGGGGUAACUAGCAACUUGAUUAGAGGCAAGCUGGUUAUGUUCCUAUGCGUGGGUCGUGUUGAACUCCCUAUGCAGAAAUUCUGCUGGUGUCCCUGCGGUGGCUGCCAGAGAUCUGGAGAUGUUACAUGGUGCUACUUUUGCUCACCUGCUGAUUCUGCAUAGAAAUGUUUCUUGGCUUAAUAUAGCACUUUUACUUUCUAAUAAUAUAAUGCUUGAUUGUUGUGAAAAAUUUAAGAUCUAGUCACUGAAAAUGCCUUGAAAUAAAAGUUCAAAUUACACAAA
Rhea pennata is the source of this 2643-nucleotide messenger RNA. RefSeq names its product perilipin 2 (gene PLIN2). Lineage: Eukaryota; Metazoa; Chordata; Aves; Rheiformes; Rheidae. Gene Ontology annotation, cellular component: lipid droplet; cytosol. The transcript has 9 exons. The record is from RefSeq and is a predicted model, not a curated record. The coding region runs from base 147 to 1487 and encodes 446 amino acids. Gene Ontology annotation, biological process: positive regulation of triglyceride storage; lipid storage.